Messenger RNA from Zygotorulaspora mrakii, 867 nucleotides. It is a transcript of the gene RAS1, whose product is annotated as Ras family GTPase RAS1. Gene Ontology annotation, cellular component: plasma membrane. The record is from RefSeq and is a predicted model, not a curated record. NCBI's taxonomy places the organism in Eukaryota, Fungi, Ascomycota, Saccharomycetes, Saccharomycetales, Saccharomycetaceae. The transcript has a single exon. Bases 1 to 867 code for a protein of 288 amino acids. Gene Ontology annotation, molecular function: GDP binding; GTPase activity; GTP binding. Gene Ontology annotation, biological process: signal transduction.
AUGUCUUUGAGUAAAUCAAAUAUUAGGGAAUUUAAACUGGUCGUUGUAGGUGGAGGUGGUGUAGGUAAAUCUGCAUUAACCAUUCAACUAAUCCAAUCUCAUUUCGUCGAUGAAUAUGACCCGACUAUUGAGGAUUCAUACAGAAAGCAAGUUGUUAUUGAUAAUAAAGUGACUAUUUUGGAUAUUUUGGAUACUGCAGGGCAAGAAGAAUAUUCUGCAAUGAGAGAACAGUAUAUGAGAACAGGAGAGGGGUUUUUAUUGGUCUACUCAGUUACCUCGAAGACAUCGUUUGAUGAAUUAAUGACUUACUAUCAACAAAUUCAAAGAGUUAAGGAUAUUGACUAUGUACCAAUCGUUGUCGUAGGUAACAAAUCUGAUUUGGAGGAGGAGAGACAGGUGUCUUACGAAGAGGGUGCUAAUAUGGCUCGAGAAAUGAAUGCACCUUUUCUAGAAACAUCUGCAAAGCAAGCAAUUAAUGUUGAUGAUGCUUUCUAUACCCUUGUUCGUCUUGUUAGAGACGCAGGUGGAAUAUUUAACAAGCAUUCUCAACGCAACGCUACACCUGGUAAUUUGGCGGCUGAUGGUCAAACACAACAAGGAAAUGACAACCAAUAUCAGGACGGCGAUGACCAACAUGGCUUACAAAAAAAUGUCAACACUAUAAGCAGCAAAACUGAUGCGUCCCAACAAUAUGCGGAUGCCACUGUUAACAACAACGGGACAACGACUCAAAAAGAAUCACAUUUACCAAAAUCUUCCAAGACGACUGGUGAUGUUUCAAAACAGGCCAGAGCUCAACAAUCUACCGCAUUAGGCGCAGAAAAUGAAUCAAAAAAGAAGUCUGGUGGCUGUUGUAUUAUUUCUUAG